UAAAGGGCAACAAAACUAAAUGAAUUGUAAUUGAAAUUUGUAUUUUACAUUAGAAUACAAACUUGUAGGGAAAAAAGGAGAAGGAACAUUUUCAGAGGUUAUCAAAUCACAAUCAUUCAAAACAGGAAACUAUGUUGCUAUAAAAUGUAUGAAAAAUAAAUUCACGUCAAUUGAUUAAGUAUACAAAAAUAUGAAGACUAAAGGUUAAUCAUUUGAGAGAGAUUCAAGCAUUAAGGAAAUUAAGUCCUCAUAAACACAUCAUUAAGCUAAUAGAAGUUCUAUAGUAACUCAAUUUAUUACAAUUUUGUAGUGAUGAACCUACAGGAAGAUUGGCUUUAGUAUUUGAAUUAAUGGAAUAGAAUCUAUACGAACAUAUCAAGGGUAUCUGAAUAUACGUUACAUCUAGGAAGGAGACAACCGUUGAAUCCUUAAAAAGUCAAAUCCUUUAUGUUCUAACUGCUAAAAUCUAUCGAUCAUAUGCAUAGAAAUGGUAUCUUCCAUAGAGAUAUCAAGCCGUAUACAUUAAACAUUUAAAUAGUGAAAACAUUUUAUUGAAUUCAGAUCAUCUGAAACUUGCUGAUUUUGGAUCUUGCAAAGGGAUUUAUUCUAAGCAUCCUUAUACAGAGUAUGAAUUAAUUUCAACUGAUAAUAGAUAUAUUUCAACCAGGUGGUAUAGAGCACCAGAAUGCUUACUGACAGAUGGAUAUUAUGACUAGAAGAUGGAUUUAUGGGGUGUAGGAUGUGUGAUGUUUGAAAUCAUAGCUCUAUUUCCUCUAUUCCCAGGAACAAAUGAAUUGGAUUAAAUUCAUAAGAUCCAUAAUAUUUUGGGAACUCCAAGUCCCAAGGUUUUUGACAGAUUCAGAAAGUAAGUGAAUUCAAAAUGAUAUAGAUAAGCCACUCACAUGGAAAUUAAUUUCCCCAGCAAACAUGGAAGUGGUAUUGAGAGACUUCUCCAAGGAUAAACCAAGGAAUGCAUAGAUUUAAUUAAAAUGCUAUUGGUGUAUGAUCCUGAGGAAAGAAUCACUGCUUAAGCCGCUUUGAAGCAUGAAUAUUUUAGAGAACUAUAUGAAGCAGAAGUCACCCAAAAGAACUUUAAACGCAUUGGAUGUUGCCAAAGUAUAGAGUAAUGAAAUUAUCUAUAAAUAGUGAUGAUAAUCCUUUGGAAAUAACUAAAAGAAUUGAUGAAUUUAAACCAUAGAAUUAAACAAAUUUGAAAUAGACACAAAUUCAUUAAACAAAAACAUAGAAGAAUACUGGAGUAAUUGUAAUAAUUUAGAUUAUAGUUGCCAUUGUUGUAAGGCGAAUUGAAAGUAGACAAGAUUACACAAAAUCAUGAUAGCGAUGAUGGUGUAGAUAAGUUACCUGAAAUUAAGAGAAAAAAAAAGUAUGAUCCCAAAAGUAUUUAUGGGAAAUAAUAUCAAUCCAGUCAAGCAUAUUAGUUUAGUUCCAAAGGUAUCUAUAAUGAAUUCAUUAAAUUAGCUGGUAAAAAAAUGGUGAUUGGAUUAUAAGCAGAUUAUAUAGUUUAUGGGAAGAAAGCUAUGAAUUAAUAAGUCUUAGGCUGA
Molecule: messenger RNA, 1562 nt
Organism: Paramecium octaurelia
Lineage: Eukaryota; Ciliophora; Oligohymenophorea; Peniculida; Parameciidae
Source: the annotation of a GenBank genome assembly